GGCACUUAGCCCUGUCAUCGGAUUUAUCGGAAAAGCAACAUGCAGUAGACCAGCUGCUUCAGGAAUCGGACGAAUUGCGAAGUCAUAUGAUGGAAUCAUCCUGGCAGGGUGUCUUUUAGGCCGCGGAGAACUGUUCUUGCACAGGUUCACAGCAGUUGCCAAAUCCCAAUUUCUGGGGCAUCCAGUGGGUCACCUGUUAGCCCAUGUACUGACCAUAGCUAUUCUGCAGAUAGAUUCUUCUGAGCCUGGGCUGGUUGAUUACAAUACUGGCUCAUGCAUGUCAUAUACUGAGUUAAAAGAUAGCUCGGGCGAGGGUCUCCGUCUUGUUCCUCGACCCUGAUCACAGCAGAAAAACCAGGUGGUAUAUAAUGAUGUGGCUCUCCCAAGCUUGUAUCCAUAUAUGUCAAAGAUGUCACGUUCAAUCCCCACAUACUGUAGAGAGCUUCAAAUCUGCCGGGCCGGUACUCAGGACAUGGGCAGUAGAUCUGGACCCCGACGUCGGGUUUACCAGGUGCAGCAGGAGGCACGAUUGUCGAGAGGAAUGUCAAAAACCAGUUUACAGCACACGAAGCCCGGAACCAUAACUCCCAGGUAAGCAUCGCCAACUGGCCCGGAGACGUGCAGUACCCGAAGAAGGUGUUGAGUUGCGCAGGGAUGACCAGGUUACUCACGUUCUGGAAUGUCCAGUGCAGCGGUCGUGAGAUCUCGAGAUAUUCCAGGUGUGUGUACAAGCGCAGGUUCAGCUCACAGAACAAGACGAGCUCGUUGCUUCCGACCAUCGUGAGUAUGUUGAGCACGGAUGCGAAGGGCUGCAAACUCCUCGCCAUGAUGGAGAUCGUGUCUUGGCAUCCCAUCUGAUUCUGAAAAAGCCCGAGGUACGAGAGCUUCGGAUACCUCUCCUCGUCGAACGGUGUCAUCAAAGAGGAGUUGUACAGCAUGAGCCGCUCGAGAGCGGGUAGGUGCGGCCAAUGCGCGUUCCGGCAUGCAUGACUGUUGUACAAGACCAGCGACUGGAGGUGAGGUAGUUGAAAGUCGCGUCCCAGACGACAAAGCCAUAGCCCCGACAGGGACAAUUUCUGUAGUUUGUCAAAGGCUGGCUGACGCUGGACCAUGUGUAUCAGUCUGUACGACGACGGGAUGGUCGACUUGCGUGCAUCCAUUUCGGCACAAGAUACGGCCAGCCAAGCUACCUGAUGACACUGCGACAUUGCAGAAACGAGGUGAUGACGCGUGCGUUCCCUGCGACGGGCCUGCAUCUUCAGAAUGCUAUCGAGCCAUCGCGGUAUUCCCUUUCGCAACUUCUCGCCCAGUGCGAGGGAUCGAACGUGGUUGGCAAGGGCCGGAUUAUUGGUCACGGUCUGGACAAACAGAGAGAGCUUUUUGGGAGAGACCAAUAACGGCCUGCGAUACAGAUGUGGGACGCCGAUGCGGUACCAUGUCUGACAUACGAGAAUGAUUCGACUCAAGGCCGCCUGUGAUAUAGCAUACACUCCGUGAAUGCUUUCCGUUUCCAACGGAAGCGUUUCGUAAUAAACCCAACUUGGCACCUGUAAAGAAAGGGAUAUGAUUCCCUCGAGUAAUUCUUCCGGGAAAUGUUCCAUAGAGGUCGCAGGAGGAUGGGCAACAUCAGCGAAGUCUGAUUUGCGGCGUAGCGGUGUGAUCACCCGCUUCGACAGAUUGUCGCAGUACUCCCUGACCUUUCCAUGACGCAUGAUGGGCAGCACGAUGGAUCGUGUUCUUCAGAUUUCUGUGUGCUAUCGCGGAUGGUCGAAGACUGAGUGAGAGUGGGGGCAAAGGAGAACAUGCUGCGCCCUCAUGCCUCUUCAUGUCUUUAUAGGGCAACUAUCAAGCGCCCAAUCAAUCAGGCGCGGAAUCGAUGGGUUGGCGCAGCCGUAGUAACUCCGUGGCGACGCGCAGUGCACGACGGUGAUAGCCCGUAUGAGGGUUGCACGGGCAGUCAUCUGCACUGGCGUACGUGUGUAUCAUCGCCUCAGCAUCGCGUCCCUCAGAAAGGCGUCCAGACCGCAGGCUCUCAUUCGCGAACUGAGAUCUCGCCCGUGCUCGACCUCCUGGACGCCGAAGGGGCCGCUCAGCUUCCGGAGAGUCCGCCAAUCGCGGCCACCGCAAGCGCUGUCGGAGACCACCUCUGAUUCGAUUUUACGCACUUCCACCGCCUGCCAUCGCAGAGCUUUGAUAUCCUUCACGUAAGUCUUCACUGACGCCUCUUCUCCCUCCACGAGCAGCAUACCAGGCGUUCCGUGCUUGCAGACGCCAGUUAUCUCGAGCGCCUUGGCGCGAGAAUGAAUGAACUUGCGCUUCGUGGGCGAGCGGAUGUGAUGAAACCAAAGAAACGCUCGCAAGAUAGCAGGCAUCUUCCGCAGGCAGUCACUCCGAUAUAAGACCAGCUGUAGCCGACUUGAUAGCAUGCAAGUGGGACUAUAGCGAGAGGCUGGAAGCUGCUGGAAUAGAGUCGAAGUGCAAUAACGCGAAAGGGCCACGGCAAAGGACAAGUUCCAACUUACUUUCACGACCAUGGCUGAUCCCGCUGGAGGCCCGCUCAAACCCGUUGACGACACCGCGACCGCGAUUCUGCGGCCAAAGAAAUCGCCCAACCGUCUAGUGGUCGAUGAGGCGACGUCCGAUGAUAACUCUGUCGCCCACUUGAAUCCUGCAACGAUGGAGCUACUCCAACUCUUCCGCGGAGACACGAUCAUAGUUCGUGGCAAGAAGCGGCGCGAUACCGUCCUCAUCGUCCUCAGUUCCGAUGACGUCGAUGAAGGCAAGAUCCAGAUUAACAAGGUCGCCCGCAACAACCUGCGAGUGAAGCUCGGAGAUCUCGUCAAUGUGCACCAGUGCUUGGACAUCAAGUACGGAAAGCGGAUACACGUCCUCCCGUUCGACGACUCGAUCGAGGGUCUCUCCGGAAACCUGUUCGAGGUUUACCUUAAGCCCUAUUUCCUUGAAGCGUACCGCCCCGUACGCAAGGGCGACACCUUCCUCGUCCGCGGCGGCAUGAGGACAGUGGAAUUCAAGGUCAUCGAAACCGACCCCGCCGAAUACUGCAUCGUCGCCCAAGACACCGUUAUCCACACCGAGGGCGACCCGGUCAGGAGAGAAGACGAGGAGUCCAACCUCAACGACGUCGGCUACGACGAUAUCGGUGGCUGCCGUAAGCAGAUGGCGCAGAUCCGUGAACUGGUCGAACUCCCCCUCCGCCACCCUCAGCUAUUCAAGUCGAUCGGUAUCAAGCCGCCACGCGGUAUCCUUAUGUACGGCCCUCCCGGUACCGGUAAAACCCUAAUGGCACGAGCGGUCGCGAAUGAGACCGGUGCAUUCUUCUUCUUGAUCAAUGGUCCCGAGAUCAUGAGUAAGAUGGCGGGAGAGUCGGAGAGUAACCUGAGGAAAGCUUUCGAGGAGGCGGAAAAGAACUCGCCGUCAAUCAUCUUCAUCGAUGAAAUCGACUCUAUCGCGCCGAAGCGUGAAAAGACCAACGGCGAAGUCGAGCGCCGAGUCGUAUCUCAACUUCUUACCCUCAUGGACGGUUUGAAGGCCCGAUCGAAUGUCGUCGUCAUGGCCGCCACCAACAGGCCAAACUCCAUCGACCCUGCACUCCGUCGUUUCGGCCGUUUCGACCGCGAAGUCGAUAUCGGCAUCCCUGACCCUACCGGCCGUCUCGAGAUUCUUCGCAUCCACACGAAGAACAUGAAGCUCGCGGACGAUGUCGACCUCGAGCGCAUCGCUGCCGACACUCACGGUUACGUCGGUGCCGACUUGGCUUCGUUAUGCUCCGAAGCCGCCAUGCAGCAAAUCCGUGAGAAGAUGGACCUCAUCGACCUCGACGAAGACACCAUCGACGCCGAGGUUCUCGACUCGCUCGGCGUGACCAUGGACAACUUCCGCUUCGCGCUCGGCGUCUCGAACCCGUCGGCGCUUCGGGAGACCGUCGUCGAGGUGCCCACCGUCACCUGGAACGACAUCGGUGGUCUGGACAAGGUCAAGCAGGAGUUGCAGGAGACCGUGCAGUACCCUGUGGAGCACCCGGAGAAGUUCCUCAAGUACGGAAUGUCGCCUUCGAAGGGUGUAUUGUUCUACGGUCCUCCGGGUACCGGUAAGACCAUGUUGGCGAAGGCCAUCGCCAACGAGUGCCAGGCCAACUUCAUCUCGAUCAAGGGUCCUGAACUGUUGACCAUGUGGUUCGGUGAAUCCGAGGCUAACGUGCGCGACGUCUUCGACAAGGCUCGAGCCGCGGCGCCUUGUGUCAUGUUCUUCGACGAGUUGGACUCCAUCGCAAAGGCUCGUGGUGGAUCUAUGGGCGAUGCUGGUGGCGCCGGCGACCGUGUCCUCAACCAGAUCCUGACGGAAAUGGACGGUAUGAACGCCAAGAAGAAUGUCUUCAUCAUCGGUGCCACAAACAGGCCUGACCAGAUCGACCCCGCCCUCCUCCGUCCUGGUCGUCUCGACCAACUUAUCUACAUUCCCUUGCCAGACGAGGCCUCUCGGUUGGCCAUCCUCAAGGCCUGCUUGCGCAAAUCGCCCGUGGCGCCCGACGUCGACCUCAACUACCUUGCGAGGAAUACGCACGGCUUCUCCGGUGCUGAUCUCACCGAGAUCUGCCAGCGCGCAGCUAAGUGUGCGAUCCGCGAGAGUAUCGAGGCGGACGUCAAGAGGGAGCGGGAAAAGAAGGAGAAGGAGGAAGCUGCGGGCGACGACGCGAAGAUGGACGAGGCUGAGGAGGAGGAAGAGGAUCCGGUCGCGUACAUCACCAGGGACCACUUCGAGGAGGCCAUGAAGUUUGCUCGUCGGUCGGUCUCCGACGCCGACAUCCGGCGGUACGAGAUGUUCGCGCAGAACCUCCAACAGUCAAGGUCGUUCGGCUCGACCUUCAAGUUCCCCGAGGGCGGCGCGCCAGGUGCCAGCGGGGCCGCUCCGGCCGCCGCGAGCGGCAACGCAGGAUUCGGCGAGGACGCUGCGGACGACGACCUUUACGCAUGAAAACGUUGAGCGUCGUUCCGAUUUAGGUUGCAUGGCCCGCUUGCUGUUAUCGCAUUCAUGUCUGGCUCUCUCUCUCAUGUUAACACGAUUAGAACUGUAAGGACUGUAUAAUAUAUGACAUUUCAGCAUCA
Messenger RNA from Punctularia strigosozonata HHB-11173 SS5, 5123 nucleotides. RefSeq names its product AAA ATPase. The transcript is spliced from 12 exons. The coding region runs from base 2533 to 4992 and encodes 819 amino acids. Gene Ontology annotation, cellular component: cytosol; nucleus; VCP-NPL4-UFD1 AAA ATPase complex. NCBI's taxonomy places the organism in Eukaryota, Fungi, Basidiomycota, Agaricomycetes, Corticiales, Punctulariaceae. The record is from RefSeq and is a predicted model, not a curated record. Gene Ontology annotation, biological process: autophagosome maturation; retrograde protein transport, ER to cytosol; mitotic spindle disassembly. Gene Ontology annotation, molecular function: ATP binding; polyubiquitin modification-dependent protein binding; ATP hydrolysis activity.